AUGAACGGGGUUAAGAGGUUCUGUGACCUGUCUGGACAAGCCUGGGAGGAAGCCUUCGUAGAGUUCCAGAGGCUGAAGGCUGCUGCCAUUGCAGAGAGAAACCGUGCCCGCGUUGUGGGAGGUCUGCCAGAUGUGGUCACUAUCCAGGAGGGCAAGUCUCUGAACCUGACAGGCAACGUGUGGGGUGACCCUGCACCCGAGGUCACCUGGAUGAAGAACGACAGAGAGCUGGUGUCUGACGAACGCUACGCCCUUAAGUUUGAACACGGCAAGUUCGCCAGCAUCACCAUCGCGACGGUAACCACGACCGACUCAGGGAAGUACGCACUCCUGGUGAAGAACAAGUAUGGAACUGAGGCAGGAGAGUUCACUGUGUCCGUCUACAUCCCAGAGGAAGAGAAGAAGAAAGAGUAGAUGGGGAUGGAGGGAUGGAGUUGGAAUGGGAGGAAUAGUUAUAAUAGGCUGAAGGAUGACGGGGCGAUCUCCAAAGCUCUUUACCCCAGUGCAUGAUGGUAAACAGAGAACAGGAGAUAAAGAUUUAUUGCGGAGAGGUCUUGGUGCGUAUUYUUCUGCUGUCAUGUUGAAACCAGAAGCCCCCAGUGCACCAUGUCUAUACUGAUGUGUUGAAUCUAAAUGAUGAACCUGGAAAGAAUCCUGGAUUGCUCUCCAUCUGUCUCUGUCAGCACUGGGAUAAACAGCUGGGAGUUUCACCCUUCAGAAGGAUAAUAGUGUUAUUCUCAACUGUUGUUGUUGCUUGGUUUGUCGUCUGUUUGUAGAUGUAAGAAUGUUCGGUGUGUCCAACCAGGAGAUGGUUGACUUGUCUGUCUGCUGCCUUCAGCUGUUACUACAACAUUACUGUGGGUUCGACUUUAGAAGCACAUUGGACUAAAAUUUGAACUCUGACUGGAACUUGCCAAAAUGUAGAAGUGUUAGACAACCACAACAUAUUACAUCAGAGGUCAGGGGUUAGCGAUCAGAGGAGACUGGAUUGUUAAGGAAGUAGAGGCCCAUUAGGCAGUCUGUGUAGGCAUCUCAAAUAGCACCCUAUUCCCCAUGGGCCCUGGUCAAAAGUAGUGCACUGUGUAG
Salvelinus sp. IW2-2015 is the source of this 1086-nucleotide messenger RNA. Lineage: Eukaryota; Metazoa; Chordata; Actinopteri; Salmoniformes; Salmonidae. The record is from RefSeq and is a predicted model, not a curated record.